Molecule: messenger RNA, 3021 nt
Organism: Ixodes scapularis (black-legged tick)
Lineage: Eukaryota; Metazoa; Arthropoda; Arachnida; Ixodida; Ixodidae
Product: protein toll
Exons: 5
Coding region: 47-1426 (459 amino acids)
Biological process (GO): innate immune response; toll-like receptor signaling pathway
Cellular component (GO): membrane
Molecular function (GO): transmembrane signaling receptor activity
Source: RefSeq, a predicted model, not a curated record
AACUGCAGUGCACAGAAAGAGCUUUCCAGACUCAGUGAGCAAAGAGAUGAAAAUAUCUCUAGAAGGCAACCCGAUCUUCUGCGACUGCCAGAUAUUAUGGCUUCUGGUGAGUACGGUUCACACGACAAAAAGCAAUGAAUCAGUCUGCAACGGUCCUGCGUGGUUACAAGGACGCUCUCUGUACAACUUGACUACGGAUGAAGUUACCACGUGGUAUGCAGACUGCGACGAACGGUGCACCUGUGAGUGCCACUCAGAUGACUACGGCAGAGAAAUUCACGUGAACUGUUCCAAUAGAAGAUUACACGAUAUACCGCAGUCGUUCCCCGCAGACACCACGAAGAUAUAUCUUGGAGGGAAUCAACUUGAAUACUUGAGCGAUACUCUCGUGAAGAAGACCCCCAAACUUCGUUUUCUGGACCUUAACACAAACCUAUUUUCGAACAUCAAGCCUUCUGAGAUACCUAACCAUGUUCAAGUGCUCAAUAUAAAAGGAAACAAGCUCAGCAGUUUUCCAUUGGACCUUGUUUCUAGUUUCAACCUGUCUAGUAUUCAGCUGACUGAUAAUCCCUGGAGAUGCGAUUGUGAAGAUUACCCCUUCAGUCAAUGGGCAGCAGCUUUCGAUGGGACGAUUGAAGACGCUGAACAUGUCGUCUGCACGCAAAGCGCAAAUGCCUUGGUUUCUGGAAAGCCGUUCCUUCAGCUGACGCAGAAAGACUUGUGUCCUAGUGCACUCAUGCAAGUCCUGGCGUUGGGAGUGCCUUUUUUUGUGCUCCUGUUCAUGGCUCUGGCAACAUCAAUCCUCUACCUGAAGUACAAGCGAGAGGUCAAGAUUUGGCUGUACGCCCGAGGGGUAUGCGGUUUUCUGCAGUGCAUUAAGGAAGACGACCUGGACGAGGACAAGCUCUUCGACGUCUUCCUCUCGUUCAGCAGCAAAGACGCUGCUUGGGCCUACGAACACCUCAUCCCCAGAGUGGAGGCCAAUGGCUUUUCUGUCUGCACUUAUGACCGCAACUUCAAGGGUGGCUUCCUGAUCCAGGACAUCAUCCAAGAGGCUGUGUCCUCCUCCAGACGCACCCUCCUUUUGUUGACAAAGAACUUCGUGGACAGCGAAUGGUGUCGUUGGGAGUUUAGGGUGGCACAUCACCGUGCUCUCGAAGACAGGAUCAACCGGCUCAUCAUUGUAGUCGUGGAUGAGGUGACUCCAGAAGCAUUGGAUGAAGAGCUGCACCUCUACAUGCAGGCCACCAGCUACCUGCGCUGGGGCGAGCACAAAUUCUGGGACAAGCUCAUCUACUCACUGCCCAAGAAGGAUGCCAGACAGCGGCUCAUUCUUAGCGCUCUUGACACCCAACAGACUUUUGUGUCCGAAGAGCAACUUGAACACCCACUAACUUCACAAAUGGAGUUGUCGACAGAAGUAUAAGCAACUUUCGAGUACCGACCAGAUGUGAUGUGCAUCACGUCCGAAAGUGAAUUCACAUGCUCAUGAGCUGCUUAGAUGCAGCUUUUAGCAGGAGGGGAUGAACUGCUAUGCUCUCAGCCAUGCGGUUGUACAACAGCCAAGAGACCUGUUCACUUUCUAGACCAUACGAUGGAUAAGAUUCCUCAAAUGCAAACAAGGUUUACCCUGCAUUGGUAUAAACAAAUGUGAUGCCCACAGAAGGCAACUGUUCAAAAGAGCAUGACAGUGCUCGUGCACUACGAACCCCAUCUCUGCUUGCCCACAAAAUUAUGAUAGCAAUAGAAAACACAUCUCACCUGAAGCUGGGAAAUUAAAUAAACCGUCUAGUCUUGUACACACUUCGACAAGUGUAGUGCCCCAGCGACUUUUCCUCCCCCCUGGCCACCUGCCACAAAAGAACUGUCCGAGCCCAAGCCUUCAAGCCCAAAACUUGUGUAUAAACAGUCACUGACAGUUGCUGUUUAUCACAUUUGUGACCGUUCCACCAACAAAAAAGGCAUAACUGCCUCAAGUAUGCUCUAAAAAACAAAGUUUCUCGGGAGCACAUGGCCAACCAAAUGCCCGUCUAUUAUAUUUUGUUUCACCUAAAGGCCAAACGCAGUCAACACUACGAGCUGAUGGGACCAAUCGGACAGUGUCAUAAGUGCACCAUCGUGGUAUUCAAUAUGUUUCUGUAUGUGUUCUAUCAUUGCUGAACCUAUCAUAAACAGAAAAGGCAUACCGUAAAGUACUGAUCACACGCCAACUUAAAAUUUGGAGAUAAUCGCAAGGAAGUGGGGGAUCGGCGCUAGUUAGGUCACAAAUUUGAUUGAUAUUUGUACUGCGCAUAUUUUUUCAGAUGCUACAACAUUUAAGGAUGGGUGCUUGAGUGGAAUGGGCGGAUGCUCGGUAUUUUACGGUAGUUACUUGCAUUUUUGACGCCACUCGAUUGGUCCCAUCAUCUCGUAGCGUCGGCUGCAUCUGGGCUUAAGCUGAACAGCAAGCUGAAUGCCCGAACUUUAACUAUCAUGUUUCAAACAUUAUUAACGAUUCCUUGCACAUCCUGGGCAUAACUGCACGCAUUACCCCGUGACUUCCGGAAUUACACCUGUAUACUGAACCUUUUUCGGGCUUUGGUUCUAUCACGGUUGGACUUUUGUUCUAUGGUAUGGAAUUCUUUGGGUGUCGGUUAGGCACUCAGGUUGGAGAGCUUACAGAGAAGACUUGUGAGAAUUGUAUAUGAUCGCCACAUUGGACAGUGUUUAUGAUUAUGCGCUUCUUUUCGCCACUCUUGGUCUUUCGCCUCUUCCAAAUAGGCGACUAGUUCGCGACAUGGUGUUUUUACAUAGGUUAUUCAAUUCUGUAUUUGAUUCCCCAAUGUCAUUGAGUAGAAUCUCAAUUCAUGUCCCCAAGCGACAAAAUAGUACUCCUUUUUUUUUUAUCCCUUUAAUCUAGAGUCCAGUCCUCUGCUGACAUGGAUGAUGCUCAUGUACAACAAGUUUUUUAAGACACACAUGGACUUUUUUAUACCUUUUAAAAAGCCAAAAGAAUAGGAUAGUGGUCAGGAUUGCGAUGUA